CUGGAAUCCCACUGAAUCAUGAUGCUCAAGUGUCUCAACUUCCAUCUCCAUCCCCAUCUCCACGCCUCUGCAAUCACCAGAAUUAACCCAAAACCGUCCUCUCACUCUGAAUAUCCCACCACCACCCCUCUACUUUCAACCACCAAAUUCCACACCAUCACCAAUGUACAAUCCAAUAUCCACCACCUCUCACUUAGAAGAAGCCCCAUUUUCACCACCAUGGCAUCAACCAAACGCAAUCCUAGUCCCAAUUUCGACGAAUUCGAAUUUGAAUCCGAUCCAACCCUUACCAAUGAUGAUCUCAAGCCCACAAGACCUGAUCAAAGGACAUUUUCCAAGUGGGAAAUGGCUUGUCUUUGGAUUGGACUAGUUGUGGGAGUCCCAACUUACUACUUGGCUGGCAGUCUUGUUGACCUUGGCAUGGCUUGGUGGCAAGGAAUUGCCACAGUUGUAGCUGCCAACAUAAUCCUAUUAGUCCCACUAAUCCUAACAGGCCAUCCAGGCACAAAAUAUGGUAUCUCCUUCCCUGUUUUAGCUCGAUCUUCGUUUGGUAUUCAUGGUGCUCAUAUUCCCACUCUUCUUAGAGCAUUAGUUGGUUGUGGUUGGUAUGGAAUUGAGACUUGGAUUGGUGGUGAAGCAAUCUUCAUUCUAUUACCAAAUUCAAUUAAGCAAUCCUAUAUGUCCCAAACCCUACCUUGGCUAGGCACAUCCCCAUUGGAAUUUGCUUGUUUUAUUGUGUUUUGGGUUGCCCAAUUGGCCAUUGUUUGGAAAGGAAUGGAUGGAAUCAGAGAGCUUGAGAAGUACUCAGCUCCAAUUCUCAUCACACUUACUUCCUGCCUUGUCAUUUGGGCUUAUGUUAAGGCCGGCGGUUUUAGCCACAUGCUUUCCUUGUCCUCUAGACUAACCACAAAUCAGUUUUGGUCCCUCUUUUUUCCAUCCCUAACUGCUAACAUAAGCUUUUGGGCUACCCUUGCUCUUAACAUACCGGAUUUCACUCGGUAUGCCAAGAGCCAGACUGACCAAAUCGUUGGUCAAGCCGGGCUUCCAAUCUUCAUGGGGGCAUUCACAUUUGUUGGUCUAGCUGUGACCUGCUCCACAGAAGUGAUUUUCGGGCGUGUGAUUUCGAGCCCCAUCCAACUCCUCGGGCAAAUUGGAGGGUUCACUACAAUAAUCCUAGCCAUUGUCGGUGUUAGUCUUGCCACUCUCACAACCAACAUUGCAGCCAAUGUUGUUGCCCCUGCAAAUGCUCUUGUCAAUCUGAGCCCUUCAAAGUUCACAUUCCGAAGCGGAGCCAUUGUCACAGCCUUGCUUGGGAUUGCAUUUCAACCUUGGCGGCUUCUGAAGUCGAGUGAGAGCUUUGUUUACACUUGGCUGGUUGGAUAUUCUGCUCUGUUGGGUCCAAUUGGAGGCAUAAUUCUCGCAGAUUACUAUCUUAUCCGAAACACAAACUUGAGCCUCAAGGACUUAUACUCAACGAAUGCUUUUGGGGAUUACUACUAUUCAGGUGGCUACAAUUUAGCAGCCAUGGCAGCUCUUCUUGUUGGGAUUUUGCCCGUGGUUCCGGGCUUCUUGCAGAAAGUCGGCGUUCUUGUGUCGAUAUCAGAUGUUUAUGUGAUCAUAUAUAACAAUGCCUGGUUUUUCAGCUUUUUCUCUUCUGGUUGUUUCUACUGGCUUCUGUCACGUUUGACAAGAAAGCAGGAGUCUCAACCUGCACAAGACCCCCUCUUGCGUCCUGCAAACUAAGAUAGCAAAAUUCCAUACGGUUUGUAAAGAAGGAAACUUCACUUUGUAGACAUUUUGGAUGACUUCAAAUCUGAAAUUUCUUGAAUAAUAAGCCAUCUGUAGGGUUUGCUUACCUUGAAAAAUUGUAUUAUCGAAUAUGCAUUACAGCAGCCAAAGGGGAUUUACUUGUAAUAUAAUUAUAAGAUUAUGAGUGAUGCAUUAUUGAUAUA
Pyrus x bretschneideri (Chinese white pear) is the source of this 1952-nucleotide messenger RNA. RefSeq names its product purine-uracil permease NCS1. Gene Ontology annotation, cellular component: plasma membrane. Gene Ontology annotation, biological process: transmembrane transport; nucleobase transport. The transcript has a single exon. Gene Ontology annotation, molecular function: nucleobase transmembrane transporter activity. NCBI's taxonomy places the organism in Eukaryota, Viridiplantae, Streptophyta, Magnoliopsida, Rosales, Rosaceae. Bases 19 to 1743 code for a protein of 574 amino acids. The record is from RefSeq and is a predicted model, not a curated record.